Paramuricea clavata is the source of this 5754-nucleotide messenger RNA. The record is from the annotation of a GenBank genome assembly. Lineage: Eukaryota; Metazoa; Cnidaria; Anthozoa; Malacalcyonacea; Plexauridae.
AUGGGCGACUUACGCAGAUUAUUAUUACGCCAGAAUAUUCUAUAUUCCUGUAUUGCUACAGAAAUACAGUAUAAGCACGACAGGUAUACUGGAGUACGGUACAGAAACCAAAGUAUCGCAAAAAAGGUCUCACUGAUGACACGCACAUCGUUCGGACGUUCCGAUCAAUUACUGAUCUCGUCCUCUGUGAUUUUUCAGUGCCCCAGAUUGGUUUGAUGAUGAAUGGAUGUCAAAAGUCAAGAGAGAUGCGGGAGAUAACUGGAGAUUGAAGGUGAAAUUCCAUUAUGCUCUUACAGUGGCCUAAUGUAUGGGAGAGGGGGGGGGGGGUAAGUCCUUGUACCCGGCAUGUGAUCAAUACGAGACACCUGUAUUCGCAGUACAGACGAUAUCAGACUUGUUGGAGCAACUUGUUGCGAGUCUAUUGACCUCAUCAACCUUGUUACGUUGAUAACAACUUUUCCCAAAUUUGUCAACAACUGGAAACAAGCAGUGCAAACACUGUAUUGUUGACAAGAUGUGAGAUUUUUACUGUAGAUUAUUUUACAAACAGAUGCAUGGUGUGGUUCUUGUGUGAACUUCCUCAAAAAGAUUAAAAACAGUUUUAAUAAUGUUCAGAUAGUUCAGGCACUAUAUAUAAUAAUGGCAUGCAGUCUUCAACUUUGAGAUAUUUCUCAAACAGAUUGCCAGCAAGUUGUUUUCCUUUUAUUGAAAAACUGAUUGUUUUUGUUGAUACAGUGUAGCAAUCUUAAGAAAUUGUUGAAAGGGAUUAUGGAUUAUUACACUGAGGUAAAUAAAGAGUUCUCCGUAACAAUACUGGUCCAAUAAACAAGAGAUACGGUCAACGUUUCUGGACAGGGUACGCAAGCGAAUGCGUGUUCUUAGACCACCAAUAAAUUUAUUUGUUUUGCCUCAAAACAAAUAUAGCUAUUUCGCCAUGCAAACGCACAAGGAACUUAUAAUAACCUUCUUGAACUCGCACCAAAGUGAGAAUUAUUUGGGGAAAGCAUUCGUAAGCACGAAACAGACGUCUAAAAUAAUUCAGUCAACUAUUCAACUUCUAUUUUCUCAUUAAGCUUUACUUCAACUUCAGGUUCUUAACAUGGACAUUGUUGGAUUUACUUUGCCCGACGUUUCUUGUAUUGGUAAGUUCAUUCAGUCCCUGUGUAUACGCGUGUUACGUAUAUUAUUUACCAAAUAAUAUAUCGUUUUGCCAAAUUACAGCUGAAAAGCACGACAAAACAGAAUUAGGAAGAUUAUUGCAACUUAUACUGGGAUGUGCUGUCAACUGUGAUGAAAAACAAGGUAACCCUAAGGCAAAUCAAAUUUACAUCAAGGCCGGAUUUUGGUGGAAAUAGUGGGGGAGGUGGAAAAAAAAUUAGGGGAGGUGCAGCGAUCUAGUUCACGACCCCAAUGGAAAUUUAGGGCUCAGAACGGGCCAAAGUCAACGACGUGACGUAUGCAUGUAGUGUACAUAUGUAUCAGUGUAUUAAAUGAAUUAUGACUGUACAACUUAUCCAAUUUGCCCUUCAUUACAAUUACUACAAAAUGCGUCACCUAGCAUGGCUAUAUAGGGCUUCCUUUUCGUGAAUGCGACGUUGGGCUUUAACUAAUAGGGACCUUUAGCUAGCAGGACGGCGACGGCUAUUAAUACAAUGAAAUUUAUGACAGUGUAAAAAGAAAAUGCAUAAUUAGAGAUCCCUUGGGAGUUUUAGACGUCGUCCUUGCUCUGUUUACAACAGCAAACCAAAGAUUUUCACGCUUUGUGCACAAUGUCUGCCUUUCAAGCCGCGAGAAGUCGUCCUCGCCAAAUUGGCUUAGUAGAAAUCUUCUCAACUAAAAACCUCUGUCUUAACCUUCUUAAAUUGCAAUAAUUCAUACAACGGAUAAUACAAGACAUGUUGAUCUUAAAGUUACUUAUUUGAACGAGUUUGUUUUGGCCGUCGUCGUCUAAAGGUCCCUAAUGUCACAUGCACGAAAACGAGGUUCUAUAGCCAAAGCAACGUACCUUCUGGAAGGGUGUAUUGGGUAGAAAGAUUAAAUUAAGAUAUCAAGCCAUGUAUUAACUGAUCACUGAAUAUUUUCCAUUAGAAUAUAUACAAAACAUCAUGCAAAUGGAGGAAUCGGUUCAACACGUUGUGAUGAAUGCAAUACAAGAGGUAUAACGUCUUCUCGUCACGUGUUUUAAAUAUAAAGAAAAUUGAUAUUAACAUUUGCUGUUUGUGUAGUUGAUGGCAUGUAAAGAUGUUUCAAGUCCUGUUGAUAAUGAUACAUUUAAAGAUCUCGAAGUACAGGUUUGUACUAUUCCAUGCACUGAAUGAUGUCGCAUAGUUAGCGCGACUGUAUAGCGGUCGCGAACGCAAUAACAAGCCAUUCCAUUUAAUAUAUGCAUGUAAUAAUGGAUGGAGUAGGGGAAGGAGGAGGUUUUCAUCUCAAAUUUUCCUGGGAGGUAGCUUAUGAGAUUUUCAAGAAAAGUGACGUCACAACAAUGUGGUGUUUUAGUGAUAUCCAAGAGGGAAAAUAAUAUUGUAAAGGGGUUAGUAAGAUAUCUUAUCAUUCGUAUGAGGUAACGUCUAAAAGUUGCAUCAAAGGGGAUUCCAAAUUUUUUAUAUCCCAAACUAGAUUAUGAAGGAACCCCUCAAUAACGGAGGGGCGUGUGUGCUUAUAUUAAAUGAAAUGACCCAAUACACUGUACUGUAUGUCAGAAAUGGUGAUCUUAUAUUCAAUAAUUCAUGGUGAAAAUUAGCUAAGCAUGUUUUAAUAUUUGUUUUGGUGAAAUGAUGAUACCUUAAGCUUGAUUAAGUAUAUUCUGAUCCAGUCCAGAAAGUUUUAUUUAAAGCCAAUUCUAACUAACCGCGCAACCGUUAAGUCCGAUCAGGGUCAGAAGAACACGGCAAGAUAACACGAACACGGCUUCAUUAUUUAGGUAAAACUGUGUAGGUAUAUAAAAUAGUGUGUUAAAGUAGGUUUAUAAAAUAGUGUACUACAUUCAUGUCGAAAGUUCGUAAAAUCUAGUUUGUUGAAGUUGGUAAAAGUGAUCCGUGAUAUUUUUUAUGUUUUGAUGCCCAUAUAUGGGUAGUUCCCCAAUAGUUGCUAUGUCAGUGCGAAAUACGAACGUGCAUGCUCUCGCCUUGUAUUUGGUUGUAAAGCAUGGAACAGCCACAGUCUACAUAUUGUUGGCGUGCAUAACUGAAACGGUGUUUUCAGCUACCUAUUCUGGGUAAUAGGCGAUUCCAGCUUUUAGUUUAUGCCUGCAGGGGAUGAUGGGAAGUAAGGUAUCAUAUUGCCGAUUAUGCUGAAAAAUUUCAAUAAAAACUACCAAGACAACCGAAAUAUUUCAAUAUUUACAAGUAUAAGCUAUCACUCCGUGUUUACACGGCCACCAUUUUUAUUUUUUCAGCAUAAUCAGCAAUGUGAUACCUUACUUCCCAUCGUCCCCUGCACACAUAAACUAAAAGCUGGAAUUGCCUAUUGACAUGGGCACACUCUGGAAAUUUGGAAACAUUGCCCAUAUUUAAAAUUCUAGCUAAGACCUUCCUGGCUUCGAUCCACUGGAUCCAGGCUUUAUUUUCCAAUUCAAUGUGAAAUGCUGCAUAGAAAUUGUUAGAAGCAAUUAUAAUAUUUGAUUAUGUUCUCCUUAGCAUAAAUCAACUCUUGACCAACUGAGUUCAGUUUUGUCUCAAAAAGAAGAAAUCUCGCAAAGAUGUCAUGAACUUGAUGAGCAGGUUUGAACAUAUAUACUUAAUUAUUAAUUACAGUAGUAAUUAUAUCUGUUUCUUAUCCGAGGACUUAAUCAGAGUAAAGAUUAUAUAAUCUCAUGCAGACGCAAAAGAGUAACGCAUGAUAGACGAGCAUGGUUUAUAUUUGUUUUAUUUUUUUUGGAAUGUAGUUGUCAUUGUUGAGAGAGCAUCAUUCAACACUUGAAACAGAAAACCAAAUCCUAAGAAGACAGUUAAAUAACAAAAGUGAUGAUAGCAGCCAAUCUGGGUUUGUACAGCAGAGAAUUAGAAAUCAUUUUUGUUCAAUACCAUGCAUGCAUAGAAAUAUUCAACAAUUAUUGAAUGAGGUUGAGCAUGAGAUAAAGAAUUAUCAAACCGAAUUAUCAAAUUGAAAACACAAACACUUGGGUCAGAUUAACUAUGGCGGACGUAUUGUGUUCGUUGCUUCGUAUAUUUUGCCUUGAUGGUGUGUGGAAAGUGUUGGAAAGCUGAGAAAUGUUUUGGAGUCAAAGUGGGUUUUUUAAAAAAAAUGAAAAAUCCGUCAAAUAUAAAUUUAUUGCUGAGUGCAUUAAAAACAAAUAUUCGUCAUAUGGUUAUGGUCGAGUUAACAGACGGUUUUGUAAGAGAAGAAUAAAAUAUUACAGCAAUCACGAUGCUUAUUUUCAACUUGAGCUACUGUCUUGUGGAGAUAUAUACAUCCGAAUCCUGGACCAAAUGAUUGUUAUAACAACGACGAAGGUAGAAAGAGUAGAAAUCGAGUCCCGAUAUCUAAGAUGUGCAGUGUUUUAUUCAAAUGCGAGGAGUAUUGUAAAUAAAGUGACAAAGAUAUUAUUAGUACUUAUAAUGAAAGCCAUUUAAAUUAUUCAAUAUUGAACGUAGAGAUCUUUGGCACUGAGUAUAGAGUUCAUCAUCUGGGAAGAUCAUCUGGGAAGGGCGGCAAAACUAGGCGGAAGUGUGUUGAUUGCUGUUGGAAAUACUAUUGUUGCUUCGAUAAGAGAAUAUUUGAAUUGCAAAUCAGAGUUGCUCUGUUUUGAUGUAGUAAAUAAUGAUAGUAGAAAGCUGACGAUCAAGAGUAUUCUAGAGACCAUCAAACAGCGACCUUGAACCUCUAUAAGAGUUGCAAACAUUAGGAAUAUCAUGUCUUCAGAUUUGAUAAUAGUUGGGGUGACUUUAAUCUAAGCGACUUCGAUUGGGCCAGUAAUCAAUAUAUAGGGAUAACAUGAAUAUAGGGAUAACCGCAAGGUCCACCAUUUCAAAUACAACUGUAAUUUGCUAGGAUUAUUUGAAUAAAGUAUUAUCACAAACUGAGGCCUUGAUAAUUCUUCAUAUCAUACGAAAACCAAAUUCAAUAAUUGUUUUAUUAUAUAUUUAAAAGAUGAAACCGCGUGGCCGGUUUGUAGGAAGUCAUUUCUGUUGUGACACAAUUUCUCAUACCUUCGACAGUCGUCAGUGGCAUGACGUCAUAGUGUUGAAUAUUCUUUUUUCAUGUGUCAAAGUAUCGACGUCACUCUGUUGAAUAUUAUAUAACUUCAAUCAGCUAUUGAGUUGAUGUGACGAUUUCACAGUUGGCUGUUAGCCAGUCAGAAACCAUGAAUAAAAAAUAAACAUUAAAAAUAAUUAUUAAUAUUUUUUGAUUAAAUAAUAAACAUUAUUACUGACUCAUUAAUGCAGUAGCACUGCAAUGAAGGACGAAAUAAAGUUCAGUGCAUUGCAUUAUAGAACCAUACAUUACAUUUACAGCACAGUACAGUAAAUUGCAAUAUAAUGCAAUAUAUACAAUGAAAUAUUGUGCAGUACAAUAUUAUAAAGUACGGUAUUGAACAAUACAGUGUAAUGUUGCACAAUAAAGCAUAUUACGUAAUUAUACAACAUUGAUAAGAUCUCUACAGUGUAAAGACAUUCGAGUAAUCGUAUACAACCAUCCUUGACCGACAUUACUACGUUAUUUUUUCUUGUUGCAGAGAUCCGAACGAACGUUUUAACCAGCUUCAACAACAACUUGAACAGCUUAAGGAACAGAACUUCUCACUUGAAUCAA